GUUUUUCUCUUAUUGAUGUUUAUCUCUUAUUCUACAAUCAAUAUAUGUUUUUGUCAUGAUUUCAACGUUUUCUUUGGAACUUUGUUCGACGUCUCGUCGAUUUUCUGUUUUUCUGAACCUUUUGUUCAUUUUUUUUCCAAUGAGUCGCUGUAUAAUACCACAGGCAAAUCAGGAAGAUUUACUUCGCUCGUUCAAGAGCUAUUCCGAUGUGACAAUGUUUCACUUUACAGUACCGAAAGAGGUGCCUCGAGCUACAUGGCAAUUUGCUGCUUUUAUGGAUGAUCCUACAUGCCAUACACGAAAAGUUUACAUAUACCUAAAGUUUGGUAGUUAUCCAGUAAUCACUGUAAAUAAUGGAAUAUCAACAAAGUCAACCAAAUAUGAUUACGAUAUCGUAGUCACUACUACUACAACUUAUCAGUCGAAAAAUGUAACUGUUGUUCCAGUAUAUGAGCCACAACCUGGAGAUUGGUUCGUAGCAGCUUAUAUGUCUUAUUGGGAUGAGAAAGUUCAACAGCAGGGCCUAGGACACAAAUGUCAAUAUAGCAUAGGUGCAAUAGCUCUAUGGUCGCAAAUAGAUAAUAUUAUAAAUAUUCCUAUUAAUUAUCAAACGAGAUUGCGAACAAGCGCAACGACAACAUACUACAAGAUAUAUAUUCCGUCAGGAUUAUUGAGCUUCCGUUUAUCGAUCUGGAACUGCAAUUUUACGUUGCAUAAUUUUCGUGAUAUUAAUAAACCUUGUAUCGAGGCCUUGUACCUGAAAGGACGUGUUUUGCCAACAUCCAAUCAUUUUCAUUCCACGGAAUCUAAAAUUCUUACCACAAACGCUAGUUAUUCUUUCAUAGAAUCUUCUCCUUAUGAAGAUAGUUAUUAUUAUUUAUUAAUUGUUUCGAGUAGCAUUAUAGAAUUUAACAUCAAGAUUGAUACAACAGAGUGUCCAAUCGGAUUAACAGAAAAAUCAUUUACUAGAAAAUACACGGACAUAAUUCCUUUAAGUUUUAAUUCUAUAACGGAAACAAGUACUUACAAAGAGUUAAUAAAACACAGAUGGUAUAAUGAAGAAAUCAAUGAUAGCAAAUUUUAUAAUAGAGAUGAAUUUUAUCGAAAAAAUGAGAAGCGAGAUAUUCAGUGUAUACCAAGACAUCGAUUAGUUCGCGUUAAACAUGCGGGAACAUUUUCAACCGUUUAUCUUCUGCAGGGAAAAGAGUGGUUAAGUUCAAGACUAGUAUUAACUGAUUCAGUUCCGAUGAUGACGCAAUUUGAUAUUUUACCAUUGAUAGAUAUCGGUGGAACACUUGAUAUCAAUGUACAUCUGGAAAUAAAGAAGCUGUCAUCAAUGCGAUCGGUUUUGGUAACAAUGUGCAUUCAACGAAAUCGUAUACCUACAAUAGAAGAUCGUUAUUCUUGUCAAAAUGGAACUUUGGCGAUAAACUUGUCGUCAUUAAGCAAACGUAACGCAAGUUUAUUAGUAGCGUAUCCACAACCUGGCACAUGGUACAUUAUUAUCCUUGCGACAUGUUAUAAUUAUGGUAAACCUGUGCGCUGUCAAAUCGAAGAAAUGUCAAUACUAUUGAACAUACGCACCAAAAGGUGUAUAUUUUCUGACCAAAGUCCUUGUGGUAAUCAUGGCAUUUGUCAAGAAAUUCAAAAGAAUAUCCUUCACUAUGCAACGUGCAAUUGUUUCAAAGGUUACACAGGAUGGGAUUGUACAGAUAUUUCAAAUAUCAUUCCUACUAUUUCUCUUAUGAGCAUCAUACUGCUCAUCACGAGCAAUGUUUUUUUCGUACCAGCUAUAUACGUAGCCAUAAAACGAAAGCUAUACGCUGAAGGACUGGUGUAUUUGGUUACGAUGCUGUUUUCGUCUCUGUAUCACGCUUGUGAUGAAAAUGGUCGAUUUUGCAUUACGAAGUAUGAGAUCUUACAAUACAUGGAUUUUUUUUCGAGUAUUUUGGCAUUUUGGAUGACAUUGAUAGCAAUGGCAGAAUUACCAAACACUAUUGUAUCAUUAUGCCAUAUGACAGGAGUGUUCAUCAUCACUUUUGGAGUGCAGAUAAACAGGAUGUGUUUAAUCAAUAUAUUGAUACCGCUGUCAUUGGGUAUUAUUAUACCGGUUUUCAGACAUACCUAUCGUACUUUUCAAGCCAGAAAAUGCAAGAAACCAAAUCGAAAAAUACUACUAGGUUUGCUCUUUGCUAUUACAGGUUUAUUACUCUAUUCUUUUAUUGAAACGGAGAAAAAUUAUCAAUAUGUACACAGUGUGUGGCACAUUAUCAUGGCAAUAUCGUUAAUAUUCUUGUUACCACCGGCAAAAUUAAAACAAACUACAUCAUCGAUAAAUGCUUCAUUCGAUGAUGAUAGUGAAUCGUGGAAUUGCAAAGAAUUUUACGGGAUCCCUACAUUUACAAUAAUUGAUCAGGAAAAUGGAACAAUCGCGUCAAAUUGAAUAUAUUUAUCAUAAAA
This is a messenger RNA of Atta colombica, 2460 nucleotides long. Its product is annotated as transmembrane protein 8A-like. The record is from RefSeq and is a predicted model, not a curated record. NCBI's taxonomy places the organism in Eukaryota, Metazoa, Arthropoda, Insecta, Hymenoptera, Formicidae. Gene Ontology annotation, cellular component: plasma membrane. The transcript has 13 exons. Bases 56 to 2443 code for a protein of 795 amino acids.